This is a messenger RNA of Hyphopichia burtonii NRRL Y-1933, 1239 nucleotides long. It is a transcript of the gene SPP1, whose product is annotated as Spp1p. The record is from RefSeq and is a predicted model, not a curated record. Lineage: Eukaryota; Fungi; Ascomycota; Pichiomycetes; Serinales; Debaryomycetaceae. Bases 1 to 1239 code for a protein of 412 amino acids. Gene Ontology annotation, cellular component: Set1C/COMPASS complex. The transcript has a single exon. Gene Ontology annotation, biological process: positive regulation of DNA-templated transcription.
AUGGCACCCUCAACUAAAGAUCUAAAAGAAGAGACCGACCUGCUACAACACUCUAAAGGGUCUAGUCCCGACUACCUACUCGAGCAGGACUUAGUGAAGAAAAGAAAGAGUAAAUCCCCUAGCAUAAACUACGUGAAGAAAGCCAAACAUCAAGAAGAUAAUGAAGAUGGCUCUGAGGACAUCGCAAAGCAAUACAAAAAGUUUUCCGGUGCAUCCAAAUUCAACUUGAAUAGUGAAGAAGUAUUUUGUGUGUGUCGAAGACCAGACUACGGAGGGGAGUUAAUGGUUCUUUGCGAUGGAUGUGAAGAAUGGUUUCACUUUAAGUGUAUGAAACUUAAUAAGCAAUAUUCUAAAUUGGUAGCUAGAUUUUAUUGUAAAUUCUGUGAAUGGAAAUCUAUCGGAUAUACCCAAUGGAAAAGGAAAUGCCGACUUGAUUGGUGUUGGGAGCCGGCUAGAGCUGAUUCCAAGUCCAAAUACUGUUGUGAAGAGCAUGGAAUAAUCUUUUUAAAGACAAAGUUACUAGAUUGUGAUAAGACCAUUGGGGAUAUUAAAAGCGAAGAAAUAAAAUCAACUUUGGUGUUUAUUGAUGGCGACCUUGAAAAGUUAGACAAGUUAGGCUCGAGUUUCCCCGAAUUACCGGAAGUAAUUGAGUUCAAGUCAAACAAGGAGUCUGGCCAAUUCCCUGAAUAUAUCAAAAAAGACUUAUCAGAGAAGAAUGAACGAGUUGAAAAAAUUAAUCAAAAGCUUAGCUUGUGUCAAAUCAAGAGUCGAUACUUGUUAAGGCUAAAAGAGCGAAUUAAGAUCAUAAACGAUAAGCUAUCUCAAGUGCAAGGAGAAGACGCAUCUGAAACCACUAAUAAGAAAUCGAAAAAAUCCAAAGCAAAGAAAAUAGACUUGUGUUAUUAUGAUAAACAGUUAUCACAAACGCUAGAACUGAACGAUUCCUCGAAAUAUCUACCGCUAAUUGACUCGCAAGAUAUAUACCAAGACUUUAAGCAGGAAAUAGAUGAUAUAAUAGCCUACUACGAACAAAAUAAGGACGGUGAUUCCUUUAAUGGACAAUUAUGUAUCAAGGAUAGAAGAAAAUGCUCCAAGCAUAAUGGAUGGUGGAAUUUAGUCAAUGAUGAAUUAUUCAAACACACUACAGAACUUUCUACAAAAUUGGAGUCCUUAGAAAAUGAAAAGUCUUUGAUUCUUAAGGAAUAUAGUAUUCAAGUUUACGAAGGGAAAAAUAAAUAA